CCUCGUUCUUUUCCCAACGAUGAGGCACUAAAAUCCUCACAGAUCUGGUUCACCGACCACGCUUGGGGCAAGAACAAAUUAGGCGGCUUAUUUGCCGAAGCUGCUCGACAGGCUGGCCUCCCAAUGGUUUGGCUGCGUAAGCGUCGGGCGCGCAACUUCUUCCCCGGUGGAGGUGGGUCUGGCCUCGGCGUUAUCUCUCAAUUAGCCGGCGGCCCGACGUCUGGCUCCACACCUGCUGCUGCAAUCUCCACAGAUGAGCCUGUCCCAGGAACUAUACACGCUGCAAGUGGCCCUAGUAACCAACUCAAUGUAUCCCCAGCAGCCUCUGCUGACCAUAUUGGGAAUCUCAUCUUGCUCAACGAGCCCAAUACUUUGCUUCUUGAGACGUCGAGUGUUGGUCGACUCGUCUCUGAAGAACUGACAGUUGGUGGGCUAUCUCAAGGCACUGGACAGUCUUCGGGCUCUCCUCUUCUUAUUGUUUCCCCGAUGAUACUGACUGGUGGCCAAACUUCGGCUAUGGUCAAGAUGGACCAACUAAACCGGCAACCCUCCAACCAGCGGCAACACCAGUUAUUAUCACAGCAGUCCACCUUGAUUUCCAUCCCGGGCACCCAGCAAAGCGUUAGCCUAGCUUCACGACCCACAAACACAACAACUACGACAACUGCUACCACUAGUACAGCUUGCUUUUCAUCUCAUAGGGCCCUCGUUAUGGGUAACAGUGAUGCGGGUUCUGCUCACUUGCUGUCGACAAGCUCUGCCGGACUUGAGGCCAGGGAGACACUUAUGCAGGAGGGCGAAACAGGCCUUCUCUCUGCUGUAUAUCCAGAUGGCUUGUCGGCUUCUUUGACUGGGCUACCACAUGGCCUUGAUAUGCAUAAUCUUCAUCACCAAUCUCAGCAUCAGGGUCUACCGACGGCUGAUCCCCUCUUCUCACGAUCUAGACCGGCAACACUUCAACAGCUUCACUCUGAAGACAUCCGACAUGUCAUGCAACAAGCCGUAUUUCCCGACUCUAUCCCAAUGUCUAAUGAAACUACUGAUGCCAAGAUAGAUAACUAA
This is a messenger RNA of Protopolystoma xenopodis, 1062 nucleotides long. The record is from the annotation of a GenBank genome assembly. NCBI's taxonomy places the organism in Eukaryota, Metazoa, Platyhelminthes, Monogenea, Polystomatidea, Polystomatidae.